Molecule: messenger RNA, 964 nt
Organism: Fragaria vesca subsp. vesca
Lineage: Eukaryota; Viridiplantae; Streptophyta; Magnoliopsida; Rosales; Rosaceae
Exons: 2
Coding region: 265-750 (161 amino acids)
Molecular function (GO): mRNA binding
Source: RefSeq, a predicted model, not a curated record
GUGCUCUCUCAGUUUCUUACUCUCCUCCUCUCAAAGUCUCUUAUCUGUUCUCUAGCUUUUCGUUUCAUUCCGCAAUGGCCUCUGCCGAGAUCGAGUUCCGUUGCUUCGUCGGAGGGCUCGCCUGGGCCACCGACAACGAUGCGCUCGAAAGGGCCUUCGCUCCCUUUGGCGAGAUCAUCGAAUCGAAGGUCCGUUAGUCGCAGAGAUCGGAUGGAUCGGAUCUGUGUUUCUCUCUGUGAUCUGUGUUUCUAUGUUACUUGAUCUAUGAUACUACUCUCUGUUACUAUAUGUCACUAUGAUUCUUGUGUUUUUGCUAUCUCUCAAAAUCGGAUCAUCAACGACCGUGAGACCGGAAGGUCCAGGGGUUUUGGAUUCGUCACCUUCAGCAACGAGAAGGCCAUGAGGGAUGCGAUUGAGGGCAUGAACGGCCAGGAUCUAGACGGCCGUAACAUCACCGUCAAUGAGGCUCAGUCUCGCGGAAGCGGUGGAGGCGGCGGCGGUGGCGGUUAUGGUGGAAGCCGGGGAGGCGGUGGCUAUGGAGGCGGAGGAGGAUAUGGCGGUGGUGCCCGUCGUGAGGGUGGAGGUGGAGGCUACGGAAGUGGCGGAGGAGGAUAUGGCGGUGGUGGCCGCCGUGAAGGUGGUGGUGGGGGCUACAGCCGGGGAGGUGGUAGCUAUGGAAGUGGUGGUGGUGGUGGAUAUGGAGGUGGUGGCCGUGACCGUGGUUCUGACGGUGGCAGCUGGAGGAGUUAGAUGGAUAGGUGCUCAGGGACUGGUUUAGUUGUUAUGCGUUAUGUUUAGGGUUAGUGGGUCUGGUUCUCUUUGGUUAUGGUGGUUAUGGUUUGUGUGCUCUUGGUUCGGUUCUCUAAUUUUGAUCUAUGAAAAUGGUCACUCUAUGUUACUUUCAUGUACUCAGUCCUGAGAAAAAAAAUGGUGUUUGAGAAAUGAAGUAUAGACUCUUCGUUUG